GCAAUCUCGGAUCCCAGUUCACAUCUCUAUCAUUCAUACACACUCACACACUCACUUACUUCUAUCUAUCUCCCUCUCCCUCCCUCCCUACCUAUAAACAUACAUCUCUCCAUACACCCCCCCUAUCCAUCAAACCACCCACAAAUCCUAAUAAACAACACCACCAAAGCACACCAGAAACAAGAGCCAAAAGCAAGCCCGAAAAGAAAGAUCGAGAAGAACCAAAAUGAACACCCUAACACCCUCAACCCUCUACAUACUCCUCCAAUCCCGGUCCACGCCAUCGACAUUCCACUGGUCCCUGUACACAACCAACACCCACGGCCCCCUAACCCGGGGCACGAAACACGAUCUCACAGACGAAAAAGCUCCUCGCCGACUAUGGUCCUAUAACAGCGCGCCUGCCAACCUGCUCGAGUCUCAAUCGCGGCCGGUCAUCGCGGCCGUCAAGGUGGACGUCAUUGACGACGUAGAGAUGCUGCGAGGCGCGCUGGAGGAGUGUCUGGCUAAUGUGCCGCGGACGGCGUAUUCGUCGCGGUUUCGGGAGGAGAUGAGCUGUCGGGUUUGGGUGAAGGAGGCGCUGUGGGGGCUUGAUCAGGGCGGGUUCAUUAAUCUUGGGGAUCGGGGGAAUGUGUUGGGCAUUCAGGGCGUGGAGAGGGAGGUGGUUAGGGCUGGGUUGGUGGCGAUGUGGAGGGGGGUUUUCGGGGUGUAUGAGUUGGGUGAAGAGGGUCUUGGGGUGAGGGAGGUUGGAUAGCUGGUGGUUGGUUGUUGAUGUGUUACUUGAUUGUACGGUUUUGAGGUUUGUGUUUGGGUGCUUCGAGUCUGAAGUUUUUUUUGGUGAUGUCUCUUACUAGUCGUAGUACAUUUCACGGAUGCUAUGUCUACUAUGACCUUUUAAGAAAUGGAGAGACCACUACAGGUUCACACCUGUAAUCCCUCCUAGGAGAAACUUUUUUUUUUUUUUUUUGUUUUGAAUUCUCAC
Molecule: messenger RNA, 982 nt
Organism: Aspergillus pseudonomiae
Lineage: Eukaryota; Fungi; Ascomycota; Eurotiomycetes; Eurotiales; Aspergillaceae
Exons: 1
Coding region: 227-754 (175 amino acids)
Source: RefSeq, a predicted model, not a curated record